AUGACUGACAUUGCUGGACUUGUGUUUGGCGUUGCUGCGCUUUGGCAAUCCUGCGUCCAGGCCUACGAAAUCAUCGACUCCACCCGCCACCAUGGCAUGGAAUUCGAGCUUCUGAAUGUCAAGUUCGAGGUGGAGCGCGUCCGCCUGCUCUGCUGGGGCGACGCCCUGGGUCUCGCUGGUGUGCAGACAUGGGCAUGGAAUCCAGGAACAUCGCCGAACUCUGGAGAUCAGAGUAACAUUAACACAACUAGGUUAGACGUCCGGCUCCGUCAAGAGGAUGUUCGCAGCACCGUGCUCCGUCUGCUUGGGUGCAUCCAGCACGUCUUCGAGAACACAGACCGGUUGCAGGACUACUACGGCCUCCAAGAAGCCGCUCCGCUCGGCCUGACAAGCCAAGGCCAAAGUCAGACGCAGAGCCAUGGACAAGAGCAAGAGCCGCUGCCACCGCAGACCCAGCGCAUUCUCAUUGGCGUGUUCAAGCGACCAUACGAGAAUCUGCGCCGCAUGGCCGGCCACCGGCAGCGGAGCACCGCACUGAAUCGCCGGGUGGUAUGGGCGGUACGCGACCGUCGCAAGUUCGACAUGCUCAUAAGCGAGCUGCGCGGGUUCAAUGACAGCCUCGAGAGUCUGUUCCCGGACGCGCAGAUACGGGCCGCCGCAGCCAUGAGGGCCGAGAUUGAAGGUGCCGUCGAGAUCCGGGGGCUGCGACUGCUGCAGGAGGCGACAGCAGAGGAGCACCAAGAUCUCUCCGAGUGUGCGAGCCUACGGCUAGAGUUGCUAUCAGUUUCGAGGAUUCAGGACGAUGUGACUAGCCAAGCGACGACUGAGAAUACUUGGGCCAAAGAUGGUUGGGAAGAUGCUGACGAGGAGAUUCCACGGGGUAACCAGCAGGCUGAGGCUGAGGGGCGGACCACGCCGACUGAGGCUACUCAAGAGGAGCCUGAGUUGGAUGAAAUGACCAAGCGGUUGAGAGAGCUUGAUCUGUACAAUGCGAAGAAGAGCUUUGGAGCUGUGACUCUCAGCCUUAUCGGUCCGCACGGCGGACUGGCGCAUGUCUCUGGGCAUGUCUACUGGAUCGGCGACAAGACCGAUCGUACGUUCCCAUCUCCAUGGCAGGACAGGGACAAAGGCUUCGUGUCGACAACACAUGCAGCUUUCGAAAUUUACAAGCGGAAGAAGUACAUGAAGAAGCCGUCUCGGGAUAAGUAUUGGUCGCAUGAUUCGGAGGAUUACGCGCUACUUGAUCCUGAAAGCCACGUCAAGUUCGAAAACGAAAACCCUGGAACCGUUACGGUGGAAGGCUAUGGACUGGAGUGCUGGGACUUUGAAACCACGAAGCCACGCAACAGAGAGCAACUUAUUACAGUGAAUUACUCCGAUUUGCCGGUGUUACCUGCCAGGACGCUGCUACGCAGAAUAGACGACCUGCAAAACCACGCAGGGAAAUUUGGUUGGAGUCCGGAUAAGGAAGAGCUUGACCUUAAAGAGGUGGUUGGGACCCUCGGUAUCGUCUACUAUGAUGCAAAAUAUGCAAAGGACCCAAGCCGAUGGAUCGGCGACUUGUACAGUCUUCUCAAUCGCACCGACGUCUUCGCUGACUUUACAACGUCAUCUACUAUUGGGGAGCAGUGGGCUGGCACAACAGACGACGGGUGUAUCGGAACUUGGAACUUGCUACGGCAGAUUAUUGUUGGCAGGGAGCUGGCUCUCCGCUUAAAACACCUGGACGAGGGCACGUCGUGGAGCGGCUUCACGGAGCGGGUCCUAGCAUCCCUUAUCGUCUCCGACUUGUGGCUAAAGCAUGUACAGAUUGUCCUCACUGAUGCAAAACUGCCAGCCGAUAGCCCCGAAGGCCCCGAGACAGCGGAACAAAAGGCCCAGGCAGAAGACUACAAGAAUCAGGGCAACGAAGCACUAAAGAAAAACGAGUAUCAGAAGGCGGUUGACUUGUACACCGAAGCAAUCAAGAUUGAUCUCUCAAAUGCGAUAUACAGGUGCAACAGAUCAGCAGCGCUGAUUGGGCUAGAUAUGUUCUUGGAGGCUGAGGAAGAUGCCUAUGUGGCCACCUUGUUGGACCCCAAGUAUGCCAAAGCUUGGUCUCGGCUCGGCAUGGCCAUAUUUAAACAGGGUGAUGCCAAACGAGCCAAGAAAGCAUAUGAACGGGCACUGCAAGUCGCUGGCAAGGACACGACAGCUCAGAUGCGCCAAGGACUUGCCAGCGCCGAGGAAAUGAUCAAAGAGAAGAUCAAGGCCAUCAACUCGGAGAAAGACAUUGCCAAACAGCACAAACUGCGCUCUGCCUUCUUGGACGAGGACUGGGAAAUAUUCGGCAAGGCGCCCGAGUUCCACUCGCUGGUCCACGAGCAGCAGGUCGAAGGGUUGCUGCUGUUUGCUGAGCGCAUGCGCUGGCCCUACAUCAACGAGGUGCGCGACUACGCCGAAGACGUCUACAGCAGUCUCCAUACCGGUGGUACAGUCGGCAUCCACUUACACGACUGGCUGUACGGUCUCGUGCUGCCGGGGAAAUGGUUCGCCUUCAAGAUCAUGACGGCCCUGAUCCUCUGCACGCCCAGCAUCAGGGACAAAACCGGCAUCGCUCCGUACUUUGACUGCGGCUUGGUGCUGCCGACGCGGUCAUACUGGCGUCUGAGGACAGUUCUAGGACGUGUUCUUGGCUGCCUGCCCGGCAUCAUCUCACUUUGUGGCUGGAUCGGACCUUGCCCCAAGGUUGAAUUCGACCCCCCCGUUGAGAGGCCGGUUCAACCACACCACGUUCGUGUCAAGGCGCGGCGAAUCGCCCUGACUGAGCACAGUACUAACCAAGACGACGGCGUGUGGGGAAGAUCACUGUACGACCGUCGCAGAGCGACAGACAUCCGCCCUGAUGAGGAGAUGGAGCCGUACAUGGCCGAGAUGCGCAACCCCAGCAACUGGGUGAUCCCGGAGCCCCCUGUGCGGGACGUGGGGACGUGCAAGAUCCUAUCCAUCCAGCUCAAGAAGCUGGCGCCGCAGGUAGGGGCGGCACGAAAGGCAGCAGAGGGCAAGAUUCAGGACUCUCAGGCGGAACACGAGGCCGAGUAUCGGGCCAGCAUCACGUUCAAGAUGGACAACAAUGAGGAAGCCGUCACCUAUAAGCUCUUCACUAAUCCGGUCUUCGUGACGCCGCCGCCUUGCAACGAGGGUCCUAGGGGCGCACACGAGGUGCACAUGAGGGGGCUGCAGCUGUUCCAGAAGAACAUUUGGUCGCUGGACAGGCUCAAGGACCACACCGCCGAGGAUACGGACGACGAUGAGGUCAUGGUCAUCAACGCCACCGGGAACGGGGCCGAAGUCUUGGCCCGGGCGUGGUGCUCCGAACGGGGCAAGUGUGCGGUGAUUCGCCGGCCGGGCGGGCCGUGCUUUGUGUGUGCGGUUCGGGCUGCUAGUAGGGAGAGUCUCGGAACGCGUGUCUUGAUAUGGACGGGCUAA
Trichoderma virens Gv29-8 is the source of this 3468-nucleotide messenger RNA. RefSeq lists its product as uncharacterized. Lineage: Eukaryota; Fungi; Ascomycota; Sordariomycetes; Hypocreales; Hypocreaceae. The transcript has 3 exons. The record is from RefSeq and is a predicted model, not a curated record. Bases 1 to 3468 code for a protein of 1155 amino acids. Gene Ontology annotation, molecular function: protein binding.